Molecule: messenger RNA, 1377 nt
Organism: Phycodurus eques (leafy seadragon)
Lineage: Eukaryota; Metazoa; Chordata; Actinopteri; Syngnathiformes; Syngnathidae
Product: polycomb group RING finger protein 2-like
Exons: 9
Coding region: 95-1093 (332 amino acids)
Biological process (GO): negative regulation of transcription by RNA polymerase II
Cellular component (GO): PRC1 complex
Molecular function (GO): promoter-specific chromatin binding; metal ion binding
Source: RefSeq, a predicted model, not a curated record
GCCAUUUUCUGGCGCUGCUGCAAAUUGUAUCCAAGUGCUACGAACCUCGCUGGGAGGAGAAGGAAGAGUCCGAUGUCAAAUCAGAUCAACCCACAUGGACAAAAUGCAGCCCAAUAAGAUUAAAAUCACAGAUCUGAAUUCACAUCUGACUUGUCCCCUGUGCGCCGGUUACUUGGUUGAUGCCACGACCAUUGUAGAAUGCCUCCACUCCUUUUGUAAAACAUGCAUCGUUGCCUUUUUGGAGACAAACAAGUUCUGCCCUCGAUGCGACGUCCAGGUUCACAAGACAUGUCCACAGCUCAGCAUCAGAGCGGACAAAACUCUACAAGACAUAGUAUAUAAGCUCGUUCCGGGGUUAUUCAAAGAUGAGAUGAAACGGAGGAGAGAUUUCUACUCAGAGAAUCGUGUUCUGGAACCAGGGGAAGUGGUGGAGACGUUUAACAUUGCCGAAGAUGAAAUCAUCAGUCUGUCGAUACAGUUCUAUGAGAGAAACAAAACUAAUGAGAGGCAGCGUGCAGAGGUGGAUGGAGACAAGGCCAACGGUAAACGCUUCCUGCAGUGCCCUGCAGCCAUGUCCGUCAUGCACUUAGCAAAGUUCCUCAGAAGUAAGAUGGAUAUACCCAGCAACUAUAGGGUAGAGGUGUUGUAUGGCGAUGAACCUCUAAAAGACUACUACACACUAAUGGAUAUUGCCUACUUCUAUGAGUGGAGACGGACGGGACCCAUUCCCCUGCAGUACCUGGUCAAACCCACAAGGAAGCGUAGGAGGCCAUCCCAGUCUGCAGUCCAGGGCCACUCUGAUGGUAUCAACACCAGCCCGACCUCAGAGAGCGACUCACAAAGCGACAAAGUCCACAGUCCGGCUUCGGCCCAGAUACCCCGAGCCUCCACACAAUCCAGCCCUGCGCCUCACCUUUCUCCCGCCAUCCAGAACUCCAAUGGUACCACUGUGCCCAACAACACUCAGCGACACGCUCUCUCCUCCAAACAGGGAGCCUCCGCUCGGAAGGUGACCGUCAACGGCACAAGCUCGGCACCCUGCAAAGAGGAGGCCAGGGGAGUGGAAAAAAGCGGUUUGCCUCCUACGACCUAAUAUCUGUGCAUAACAACAGGGAGGACAGUGUUUGGAUUGCUCCCUUCUUUCGACAGAGCAAAAAUACUAACUGGAGCCUUCUUUUGGACGAGACAGUUUUCAUAUUUCACCAUGACAGACUGAAGUGUGCAGCCAAAUGUGUGUGUGAGUGUGUGUGUGUGUGUGUGCGCUAGACUAGAACAGUGCACACAUACGAACUGUACAGUAUGUAUCGAGUGUGGGCAUGUGUGCAUACAUAUGUAUAAACCUAUCUUUUAUACAAGACGUAAUCAUUUUGUAUUGUA